Molecule: messenger RNA, 1042 nt
Organism: Cladocopium goreaui
Lineage: Eukaryota; Dinophyceae; Suessiales; Symbiodiniaceae
Source: the annotation of a GenBank genome assembly
AUCCCAUGGUUGUUUUGGGCCACUUGCCAUGGAAUUCGCUGAGAAUGCCUUUCCCGAGGACAUGGACUUGUUCGAUUGGUUGGCUCUGCCGACCUUAAGCAAUGACGAAAAUGGCCUAGACUUGGCCUUGUUGCUGGCGCGCAACUCGCGGUGCAAGAACGGCAGCAUGGGCUGCGUUGUGGUGGAUCAGAAGGGGCAGGUCAUUGCAGGCCAUGUGAAUGGCCCGAUGUGGGAGCCCAAUGCCAGGCGUCCAGCUUCUGACCUCCAUGCAGAGGUGAAUGCCAUCGGACGCUGCGCCAUGCUGGGGCGCUCCACAGCUGGAUGUACCGUCUAUGUUACGAUGCCGCCCUGCAAGCGUUGCUUCAUGCUGCUGGUGGCCAGUGGUGUGAAGCGCAUCGUGACGCGGAAGCAGAUGCUGCAGCAGGAGGCCAAGGAGAUUGAGCCCGCGGCGCGGCGGCAUGAGAUCUCGCUGGAGGUGGUGCUGGAUAGCGAGGAGCGCCGGAGGCGCUUGGACGAGCUGGGCGCGGCCAGGACAGCCAAGCGACGAAAGACGGACCCUGAGAGCACGGCAGAUGUAGCAGAGGGGGCGACCGUUCCGAGCGCGGAGGAAGAAGUGAAGAGCGGCGGUGCUAGGAAGAUCGAAUUGAAGUUUAGGAUGGUUUGUGCGCGUCAGGCACAUGCUUGGCAGCCCAAAGCUGCACCUCCAAAAGCAGCGCCGCCCAAAGUGGCGGUGAAAGCACGCUUACCCGAGGAGCUGGGCUUCAACGUCAGCAAAGACCGCGAUUUCUUGGCGUCGACCACAUCGCAUCAGCAAAAGCAGUGUCCCUUGGCCAUGCAUCACUACUUCAACUUUCCCAAGCGCCACUUGAACGCCAUGAAGUGGUCGGACAAGCGACGACAUCGUGGACAUCGUCAGAAAUUGCGUAAUCGUCGCGAACAAAAGGACUGGAACAGGAACUAUGGUCAGCGUGCGAAAGAGCGAGAGAGAAAUUAUCAUUCCUAUGGCAAGGAUUGGCAUCAGGACGUGUCGAAGUGUCGAUGA